Molecule: messenger RNA, 1181 nt
Organism: Topomyia yanbarensis
Lineage: Eukaryota; Metazoa; Arthropoda; Insecta; Diptera; Culicidae
Gene: AQP
Product: aquaporin-11
Exons: 5
Coding region: 183-968 (261 amino acids)
Cellular component (GO): cytoplasm
Molecular function (GO): channel activity
Source: RefSeq, a predicted model, not a curated record
ACACAUUAGAAUAUGUCCACACAGCAGCGAUCGCGACAUUCACUGCGAUUUAUUUUUGUUCUCGCGCUCUGACCGACACUACGAACGCACGGGCCUGUAAUAUCCGCGGCAGAUUGGCAGAAAAUUGUUACCUUAUCACGAGAUUACGCACGCGUGAUCAUAAUCGAUAACAUCGAUACACGAUGGGUAUCGAACAGUUGACCUACAGUGUAGCCUUUAUAGCGUUGACCAGUGCGAUCGCGGCAAUUGCACGUCGUUUGAACAACAAAUUAUCCAAAGAUGGUCUAGUGAAGGAGCUUAUAUUUGAGGCAAUUGCCGCGGCAGAACUGUGCGGAUGUUGCUUCGAGCUAAUCAUUGUGGCGGAUAAUUUUGGAGUAGCAACCUACGCGGUAUUUCUGUUCACGCUGACGAUUUGGUGGGGCAUACAAUGGGGGAAUGCAACGGCUUGUCCGUAUACCUACAUGGAACAGGUAGUCCAAGGUGAGGUUAGCUGCAAGGAAGCUGCUCUGAAAAUUUGGGCUCAACUCAUGGGAGGAUGUUGCGUGUUCCGUUACGUCCAACUCUACUGGUGGUUGGAGUUGGCCGAAACCCACGAGGGGAGAGCGUUCGAGGAUUGUGCUGCUGAUCUGAAGGUUAAUCUAUAUUUGGGCGCCUUCAUCGAAGGAUUUGCCACCCUAUGCUGUCGAUUGGCUUCCAAAGUUAUUUCCGAAAAGGAUGCUAAAUUUGGUGCUUUCAUCGAUUCAUUCGUUGGUACAAGUUUGGUCGUUGCCGCUUUUAACUACUCGGGAGGAUACUUCAACCCUGUUCUGGCUACUGCCCUGAAGUGGGGUUGUGCUGGUAACUCAGCCUUGGAACAUAUUAUCGUGUACUGGAUCGGAUCGUGCGUCGGAGCUGUGUUAUCUGUUCCGUUGUUCAAAACUUCGACUUUCCGUGAUUUGUUCUUGACCGACAAGGUCAAGUCUGAAUAAUACAAUUUCAUAACUUCGCUUAUAGUCUCGGUUAGGGUUGUGCAGUGCUCUAACCAAGAUCUUAUCCCUCUGAUUCUAGUCACAACUGUCGAACUUUGAAAAGCAAGUGAACUCUUUUGUGUUAUUUUAUUUGAUCCGAUUUUAAGCGUUGCAAUGUGUUAUUCCGUCCCUAGGUUAUAUUUGUCGUUGAUUAUAUAAACCAUAGACUAAUUA